Molecule: messenger RNA, 2100 nt
Organism: Halichondria panicea
Lineage: Eukaryota; Metazoa; Porifera; Demospongiae; Suberitida; Halichondriidae
Product: tolloid-like protein 2
Exons: 2
Coding region: 686-1906 (406 amino acids)
Biological process (GO): proteolysis
Molecular function (GO): metalloendopeptidase activity; calcium ion binding; zinc ion binding
Source: RefSeq, a predicted model, not a curated record
ACAGUAUGCUUGCAUAGUGUGUGUUGAUCUUAAUCCCACAAGUCAAGGCAUACCCUGAGAACACAUUAUAUCACAACACGGUAUACACAUGUAUAUCUACUGUGUUGUGAUGUAUUAUACACUGAGUAACGUUAUGCAUGCAUGCUUAUUUAGUCAGCAUUUAGCAUAUUACGUAUUUACAUGAAGUAAAUUCAUCUUGAUUGGUGUGUAUGUUAAUUAUUAUGGAUUACACAUUCUCAUGCACUUCCACAUUUGAUUUGUCAACCUUCAGUGCAGUUACACCCCCGCGGCAUCAUUGGUAUAUAACACAACUAGUCAAGGCAUAAUUAUUAUACACCAAAAACAGAGCAUAGGUGUUAAUAUAUCGUAACAUGAUGAUGAUGGCAAAACCGUAUUUAAGCAGAGUGAUUUUUAUACUGGCAGCUGCCCUGUGCUUUACGCCAGUAGCUCGUAGCGCUGGUAUCCUGGAGGGUUCGUUCCAAUGUGACACUGAUCGAAACCUUCCAGAAGAUUUUCACAAACAAGUUUAUCAGGGCUACAACCAUCAAGAGGAUCAAGAUAGUGAGAAAAGAGGAGCUGUAUACGAUAUGAUUCAUUAUUUGAUUUGCGAUGGCCAGACGGAAUUCUCCUGUUUGCAUUCAACUCCUCUGUUGGUGAGCAUCUGAAGAACUUGACCCUUGGUGCAAUGGAAGAGAUAAUGAGAGAAAGCUGUGUUCAGUUUGUGAACGUUAAUGAUACAUUUAACGGAGAUUACGUCGUGUUCACAGACCAAGGUGACGGAUGUGCGUCAUACGGAAUAGGCUUUGGCACGCCAUUGAUUACGCUACCAGAUUUUGGUACUGAAGGCACUUGUCAGCAUCAUGGUGUCAUCGUUCAUGAGAUACUACAUGCAUUAGGCUUCCUUCAUGAGCAAAGCAGGCCAGAUCGUGAUCGCUAUAUAAACAUAAAUGAUGAAUAUUUUGUUGAACCCAGAGAAGAGAUUGCAUUGCAAUUUACGAAACUAUGUGAAUGCUUUUACGAUUACCAGGGUAGUGAAUAUGAUUACGGCUCAAUAAUGCAUUAUGGUAUUUAUGAUUUCUCCAAUGGAUCUGGUCCAGUAAUCGAAGUCAACAAUGAACAAGCGUACGUGCGACAAGGAUCACCUAGAAUUGGCCAAGUGGUAGGACUAAGCCAGGGGGACAUUUUGCAGUUGAAUCGGCUGUACAAUUGUCCAGCUGCUUGCAUACGAGGUGAACUACGCGUGUUCAUUAAAAGUGCAAGUGAUGUGCCCUAUUAUGCUGUAAACCGUCCGCUUUCAAACAAUUACACAACUGGACUGUAUGCAGUAGUCACAGCCAAGGAUGAAAUAGAACAAACAGUCACCAAAAGGACACAAAGUAUUUUCAACACACAGAAUCCGAUAUGGAACGAAUACCUCUCUUUAGGUUCAAGUCAAUGGCGCAACUUUCAAGUAUCAAUCCGAGAAGAAGUUACAAAUCAACCUAGAAGUAAUAUGAGCAGAGAUGGUGGCUUUCCACGGGAUGAAUAUGAUUGCAAUGUGGGGAUAGAUUUGAGCAUGGAAGUUUUUGAUACUAGCGCUGAUUAUGUGGUGGUGUGCAGAAAGACGACUUGGGUGGAGUCGGUUGAUGCUAGUGAAGUGGUUUACAGUGGAAAUCAAGAGUUUUGUAUCGAGGCAAACACAUGCGUAAACUUUGAGUACGAAUUGCGACCAAACAAUGUUCCGUGCAAACCGAACCCAUGCCGCAAUGGUGGUGCAUGUGUGCACAUUUUUGCAGGGUUUAGGUGUGAAUGUCCUAGCGGGUACAUAGGUCGACGGUGCGAAUUGUUGUCACUCAAGUCGUGCGAUUCGCAAUACAUAUGCACGUACUGUGCCAGUUUCUACAACUCGAUGUGUCUACAAGGCUAGCUGAGGCUUUCGAAUGAACUCAACCUAACAUUUACACUAGAAAAAUGCUAUGUACACUUUAGAUUCCUGACACGCAUAAUUAGUUACAUUGUACGUAUGCGUACUGACUACGUUCUAAGGGUGAUAGCACCAUUGAUUAUAGUCUGACACCUGUAAAAUGAUAUUUCCUGUGUUGAUACUAAUGCCAUGCACUA